AUGUCAAUAUUACAUAAUAACCCUAACAAAAAACCUUCUUUAAAUUAUACAUUAGCUGUCCGAAUAAAACCGAUUACCGACGAAGAUUUAGAAAAAUUACCUACAAGAUUUCAACGUCAAGUAAUUACUACUCCAUCUCCACAUCAAAUUGUUGUUGAAGGAGAGAAAAGACAAUUUUAUCAUUUUGAUCAUGUAUUUCCUCCUGAAACCACUCAAGAAGAAAUUUAUGAAAAAUCUGUUGAAAAUUUAGUGGAUAAAUUUUUAGAAGGUUACAAUGUGACAAUAUUAGCGUACGGUCAAACAUCUUCAGGAAAGACCCAUACAAUGGGUACAGCCGAUAAUUCAUCUAUACCAUAUCAUAAUAAAGGAAUAAUUCCUCGUGCUAUAGCAACUUUAUUUCAUACAAUGAAUACUUCUUCAUUAUAUAUGAAUCGAAAAUUUUCAAUAAAAGUUUCAUUUAUAGAAAUUUAUAAUGAAGACUUAAUUGAUUUACUUGGUGAAGGUGAGGGAGAAUCUAGACCUCAAGUCAUGAUACGUGAAGAUUCAAAAGGUCAUAUUUAUUGGAGUGGUUUACAAGAACUUCAAGUUAAUAGUGUUGAUGAUGUUAUAGCUUAUUUGGCAAGAGGUUCAUUAAAUAGACAAGUUGGUGCUACUGAUAUGAAUGCGAAAUCUUCUAGAUCACAUGCCAUUUUCUCUCUUACAAUGUCACAACAAAAAUUAGUAAAUCAUAAUGGUUAUAAUAAUUAUUCAAAUCCUGGUUCAAGACCAACAACUCCAUCUUCAAAAUUAAUGGGUUCAAGAGCUAAUUCAAGAUUAGAUUCAAGAUUUGAUGAUGAAAGUGAUUGGAUCACCAUAACUAGUAAAUUUCAUUUUGUAGAUUUGGCUGGUAGUGAAAGGCUAAAACGUACUGCAGCAAGUGGAGAUCGUGCAAAAGAGGGGAUAUCAAUUAAUUCAGGUUUAUUAGCGUUAGGGAAUGUAAUUUCAGCUUUAGGAGAUCCAAAUAAAGCAAAACAUACAACUCAUAUUCCUUAUAGAGAUUCUAAACUUACUCGUUUAUUACAAGAUUCUCUUGGAGGAAAUGCACAAACUUUAAUGAUUGCUUGUGUUUCUCCCGCAGAAUUUAAUCUUAACGAAACUGUCAACACUCUUAAAUAUGCAAAUAGGGCUCGUAAUAUUAAAAAUAGUGCUGCUAUCAAUCAAGAAGAAACUGGUUGGAAUGACAUAAUACAUUUACAAAAUCUUGUAGUAAAGCUUCGUAGUGAAAUAUCAAAUUUAAAA
Molecule: messenger RNA, 1278 nt
Organism: Rhizophagus irregularis DAOM 181602=DAOM 197198
Lineage: Eukaryota; Fungi; Glomeromycota; Glomeromycetes; Glomerales; Glomeraceae
Biological process (GO): mitotic spindle organization; spindle elongation; microtubule-based movement
Cellular component (GO): microtubule associated complex
Molecular function (GO): microtubule binding; ATP binding; microtubule motor activity
Source: RefSeq, a predicted model, not a curated record